AUGAAUAGUAAUAAUGAUAUCGUUGAAUAUGAUGAACAUGAUGAAGAAGAACAAGAACAAGAACAAGAAGACGAAGAAGAAGAAGAAGAACAAAUUGAUGAUAGAGAAGUCGAAUCUGAAGUAGAACAUGGUGAACAAGAAGAAGAAAAUGAUGGUAGUGAUCAAGAAGAAUUAAAUCAACAAGAUCAUCAAGCAGAUGAUGAAGAGGAAGAUGAACAUCAUAACAUAGUUAAUCAAGAAGUAGAAGAAGAAGAAGAAGAAGAAGAACAAGAAGAAGAACAUGAACAAGAACAAGAAGAGGAUGACGAUGACGACAAUGAAGCAAGAGAUACAGUUGAUCCAACAAAUCCAUUAGAUGAAGAUUCUAUUGAAGCAGGUAAAUCGAAAUAA
Molecule: messenger RNA, 390 nt
Organism: Rotaria sp. Silwood2
Lineage: Eukaryota; Metazoa; Rotifera; Eurotatoria; Philodinida; Philodinidae
Source: the annotation of a GenBank genome assembly